AUGCAUACAAAUGAACAUCCAGUUGAUAGUAAUAAUUCUGGAGACACCGUAAAAUUACCGCUCAGCGAGACUUCAGCAUCGAUUACUGUAACAAACUUGGCAGUUCCAUUUGUAAGUUUUUUACCGCUUAUUACAGAGAUUGCCAAAAUAUUCAAUGAAACAGUAGAAAUAUAUCAAGCAGCGCAAUAUAAUAAAAAAAUAUGUCGGAUAUUGCUGGAUAGAGUCCAAAUAGCUGAUACGGCCGUUAGAAAUAUUAAAAUCCAUAGAGAAGAAAGCAAAGAAUUUUUUUCAGAAAAAAAUUUAUUUAAUUUACAAAGAUUACUUAACGUUAUUGUUAAAAUUUGUAAAUUCGUUGAAGAAAUUUCUCAGUUAAAAGGGUUAUACAAGUAUCUUAAUUCCAAGAAUAUUGAAAAAAGUGUUAAAGAAUUAAUGAAUGAGUUUGAUUCGACUAUACAACUUCUAGAAUUUUCUUUACAAGUUGACUUUAGGUUACGUGCUGAUAAAGAUAACAAAGAUAUUAAGGCUGAUAUCAAAGAUUUUUAUCUGUAUCUUGAAGAUAUAGGCAGCGGUAUAACUGACGUAAAUCAAAGUGUCUCUAAAGUGUUCGAGCAAAUUAAUGCUCUUAAUACUAAGGUGAAUCAAAUGGAACAAGCCAAUUCAACAGAUAAUGAAUUUCUUGAAUAUAACGAUUAUGAAGAAGACGAUGAACCUGAUGAACCUAUAGCAAAUCAAAAUAUCGUUCAUCGCGACAUCAGAGCCGAGAAUAUCUUAAUUAUCGAUAACGAUACAGAAAAAAUUGCAAUUCCGAAAGCAACUCUAUCAAUAAAUGAUGAUGAAAUAAGUGUAGAAUCAACGCUCAUCAUGACUACAGCAUCGAUUACUGUAACAAACUUGGCAGUUCCAUUUGGAAAUUUUUUACCGCUUAUUACAGAUAUUGCCAAAAUAUUCAAUGAAAUAGUAAAAAUAUAUCAAACAGCGGAACAUAAUAAAAGAAUAUGUGGGAUAUUGCUGGAUAGAGUCCAAGUAGCUGAUAAGGCCGUUAGAAAUAUUAAACACAGUAGAGAAGAAAGCAGUGAAUUUUUUUCAGAAAAAAAUUUAUUUAAUUUACAAAAGUUACUUAACGUUAUUGUUAAAAUUCGUAAAUUCGUUGAAGAAAUUUCUCAGUUAAAAGGGUUACACAAGUAUAUUCAUGCCAAGGAUAUUGAAAAAAGUGUUAAAGAAUUAAUGAAUGAGUUUGAUUCGACUAUACAACUUCUGGAAUUUUCUUUACAAGUUGACUUAAGGCGUGCUGAUAAAGAUAACAAAGAUAUUAAGGCUGAUAUCAAAGAUUUAUAUCAGUAUCUUGGAAAUAUAGGCAGCGGUAUAACUGACGUAAAUCAAAAUGUCUCCGAAAUUAUUAUGCAAAUUAAUGCUCUUAAUACUACGAUGAAUCAAAUGGCACAAGCUAAUUCAACAGAUAGUGAAUUACUUGAUUAUAAUGAUUUUGAAGAAGACGAUGAACCUAUAGCAAAUCAUAAUGUAAGAAAAUUUAGAAGGAAAAUAAUGAAUGACCAUGUAGCAUUAAAAUUGGUGGCUGAUCAAAGUAGCACCGAUGAACAGAAAGCUAGUUUUAAGCGACAAGUCAAGAUUUUAAAAAAGUUGAAAGAAUGUCAUUUUAUUAUUCAAUUUCAUGGUUUAACUUCAAAUGAUAAUAAAAUUUAUUUGGUGAUGGAAUGGGCUGAUUACAAUUUACGUGAAUAUUAUCAAAAAUAUGGUCCACUAGAAGUCAGUCUGAAAUUAAGAUUUGCUCUUGACAUCUCUAGUGGUUUAAAUUACUUGUGUGCUGCUUCGAUCGUUCAUCGUGACAUCAGAGCCGAGAAUAUCUUAAUUACCGAUAACGAUACUGUAAAAAUUGCAAAUUUUAAGGCAAGACGAUCAAUAAAAGAUAAAAUAAGAAAUCUAGAAGCAACUCUAGAAGUUAUACGAUAUUGCGCUCCUGAAAAAUUAUUAUUAAAAAACAAAUAUGAUACCAAGUGUGAUGUAUAUAGCUUUGGUGUACUUCUUUGGGAAAUAGCUGAAGAAAAAACUCCUUAUGAGACAUUUGGUGAUGAUAUUAUGAAAAUUACUGAUCAAGUAUGCAACAAAGGAUAUCGUGAAGCAUUUUCUUUUGAUUCUCCCUUACCAAAAGAAUAUCGUGAACUUGCAGAACAAGCUACUCAUCCUGAUCAAAAUAAUAGACCUCAAUUUUCAAAGAUUCUUACCAAAUUACAAAAGCUUUAUAAAUUAAAUAGAAUUAAAGCUAACUUUAUAACAAAUGAUACAUCCCAAAAUGGUGAAUUACCAUCACAAAUUUGGAUAAAAGACUCAAUUAAAAAUAAUUUUAUCACAGAUAUAAAAUGGAAUGAUUUAGUCAGUAGAUCGCCUGUUGGUAAAGGUCGUUUUGGAGAAGUAUUUAAAACACAUUGGAAGAAAAUGAACAAAGAUGUUGUUUGUAAAAGACUUAUCUUAGAUGACAUUAAUGCAAUUCAACACGAAAUACAAAUACAAACUAGAGGACAUGUUUGUGAAAAUAUCAUUCGUAUUUUAGGAAUUACACAACAAUCGGAAAGCAACAUUUAUUGCAUUGUUAUGGAAUAUGCUGAUGGUGGUGACUUGCGAACAUAUCUAAAAGAAAAUUUUCGAACUCUUGAUUGGGAUAAAAAGUUACAGCUAGCCUUUGAUAUUACAAACGGAUUACGUUAUUUACAUGGGAUUAACAUAUUGCAUAGAGAUCUUCAUUCAAAAAACGUAGUGAUACUUAAUGGAAGUGCAAAGAUAACUGAUUUUGGAAACUCUAAAAGUCUGGAAACGCAAACAAAUAUCCAUAAUGACGUAUUUGGAAUGAUUCCGUAUUUGGCGCCAGAGUUAUUUAAAUCUAAUAAUCAUUGUUCAGCAUCAUAUUCAGUUAAGUCUGAUAUUUAUAGUCUUGGAGUUUUAUUUUGGGAGAUAUCUAGUGGAAAUAUACCAUUUGUAAAUAUUUCCUAUGGUCUAGAGUUAUCAUUAAAGAUUAUCAAUGGAGAGAGAGAAAAAGAAAUUCCGAAUACGCCAUAUGAUUAUUGUAAACUUUAUACUUCCUGUUGGCAUUCGGAACCAGUGGAAAGGCCUGAUAUUGAACAUGCUCAUUUAAAGUUAUAUAAUAUAUUACAUAAAGUUGAUGAAAAUGAUGCUAUUAAUAAUGCAAAGCUCAUUAAUGAGACUUCCGAAAAUCAAAAGCUUAAUGAAAAUGAUUCAACUUUGAUUGAAUUAGAAAUUUCUGAUGCGAUCAAUAAUUUGUCAAUAAAUUAA
Funneliformis geosporum is the source of this 3303-nucleotide messenger RNA. NCBI's taxonomy places the organism in Eukaryota, Fungi, Glomeromycota, Glomeromycetes, Glomerales, Glomeraceae. The record is from the annotation of a GenBank genome assembly.